This is a messenger RNA of Aspergillus eucalypticola CBS 122712, 2450 nucleotides long. RefSeq names its product putative amino acid transporter. Gene Ontology annotation, molecular function: amino acid transmembrane transporter activity. The record is from RefSeq and is a predicted model, not a curated record. Lineage: Eukaryota; Fungi; Ascomycota; Eurotiomycetes; Eurotiales; Aspergillaceae. The transcript has a single exon. Gene Ontology annotation, biological process: amino acid transmembrane transport. Bases 241 to 2004 code for a protein of 587 amino acids.
GCAUCCGCCGCUGGUCCUCCCAAAGUACUUCUUAAAGCAUCGGCUUCCUCUUUCUCCUCUCCUCGCCCUCUCCCUCCUGGUUUACACUUCAAACUCUCCUUUGUUCAUUUGGCAAUACCUGCACGGCCUGCACGGCCGGACAAUGCUAACAACAUUCUCCAGUCCCUGUUUUCAACUGACCCCAUUCCAUUCAAACCAGAAACUCGCCUCCGCCCUCCCUCCCCGACGCCCCCAUUUCCAAUGGCAGAUCUCUCCACUUCCUCCGGUCGGGAUCCCGACUCCGACUCUAGAGAAGCAAACAACGUCCUGUCCCAGCAUCUGCACCCUCAGUUCACUGCUUCCCUCCAGGAUGAACUGACUGCACCCCCCGCUGAGCCCCCAGCCGAGCAAAGUAGUGGUGAUGCUCCGUCCGAACCCCAAUCCUCCCUGAGACUGCAAGGCGGCGACAUCCAUCGAGACUUGUACCGUCUCGACGCCAAAUCCAAGAUAGCUCGCCUGGACAAACGGGCGGCCACGUUCUCCUUCCUUCCGAGACGCACGGAUGAUGUGGUGGAGGAAGGCGUGGCAGCCAUGGAGCCGGGGAGCUUCCGCCGUCACUUCGUUCAGAACAAGUACGGUCGGCUCGACCAACCGGGCGUAACCUCGUCCUUUCUCGAUUUCCUAGAUAUUUAUGGUAACUUUGCGGGCGAGGAUCUGGCCGACACAGAGGAGGAAUCAGCCAUCGUCGAAGAGGAAGAAGAAGAGGAUGAGACGAGGCCGGUGUCCGAACGAACUGCCCUCUUGCGGCGACGGCGGAGCUCACGAGCCAGCCGCCCAGGCGAUGCUUCCAACGUCAAGACGUUCUUCACACUCUUGAAGGCAUUUGUGGGAACGGGAAUCAUCUUCUUACCCAAGGCCUUCCGCAACGGCGGAAUCCUGUUUUCCUCCAUCACCCUCGUAACAGUGUCGUUGAUCAGUACCUUGUGUUUCCAUCUGUUGCUGGAAUGUCGGAGACACUAUGGUGGUGGCUAUGGCGACAUUGGUGAGCGGAUUGGUGGCACCCGACUUCGGACGUUGAUCCUUGCAUCCAUCGUAAUCUCGCAACUGGGCUUCGUGUGUGCUUGUAUCAUCUUCACCGCGGAGAACAUCCACGCCGUCCUGGAAGCGGUGACAACGGACCUGGGCACAGCUUUGUCAACCGGUAAAUUAAUCGCCGUACAACUGCUUGUGCUCAUCCCACUGUCCUUGAUCCGAAACAUCUCCAAGCUGGGCCCCAUUGCGUUGCUGGCGGAUGUCUUCAUCCUCGUAGGCUUGGCGUACAUCUACUUUUAUGACAUUGCCAGUCUCGCGUCCCGUGGUCUGGCGUCGUCGGUCGAACUCUUCAAUCGCCAAUCGUUCACCCUGACCAUCGGAUCGUGUAUCUUCACCUUUGAGGGAAUUGGCUUGAUUCUGCCGAUCCAGUCUUCCAUGAAGCGGCCUGAGCAUUUCGACAAACUCCUCUAUACUGUCAUGAUCAUAAUCACGGUAUUGUUCACGGCGGUGGGCGCGCUCUCGUAUGCCACCUUUGGCGCGGAGACCAAAACGGAGAUCAUCAGCAACCUGCCCCGCACGGACCGCUUUGUCAAUGUGCUCCAGUUCGUCUAUUCGCUCGCCAUCCUGGUCAGUACGCCGAUCCAGCUGUUCCCCGCCGUCCGUAUUAUCGAGGGCAAGCUCUUCGGCCAGAACUCAGGCAAGCGCGACCCCAUGAUCAAGUGGAAGAAGAAUGUGUUCCGGACCAGUGCCGUGAUGAUCUGCGGGCUGAUUGGAGCUGUGGGGGCCGGGGAUCUGGACAAGUUUGUCUCGUUGAUCGGGUCGUUUGCCUGUGUUCCCCUGGUGUAUAUCUACCCGGCGUACUUGCACUGGAAGGGCGUAGCCGAGUCCCCAUGGGUCAAACGAGGCGACAUUGCAAUGAUGGUCCUGGGAGUAGUGUUCAUGGUGUACACGACAAGCGCCACCGUCUCCGUUUGGCUAGAAGGAUCCGCCUAAAGCAAUCCAUCGACAUGAGUGUGGCGUAGGGAUACGGCGUUUUGGUUUCGCAUCUCGCAUUUGUUGGAGAAAAACAGGGGGCCCGGUGCCCUGGCUCAGGUUUGUCAGUCAAUCAGCACACGAUCGCCAUACUCCGGCCUGUUGACUGCUACUAACCACCACACAGCCAGACUCUUAUCUUUCUUUUUGCUCUCAACCGGCCGCCAUGGAGCUAACGGUCUGAAUUCAUACAGCGUUACUGAAGUUUAGCAUUUCGCAUGUGCAGCAGAGCCAAAUCGUAAACCCCAUCUUGGAGUUUUAGGGAACUGUUUCUCAAGUUAUACGCUGUUUUUUGCUAUUGAUGCAGGAGAGAAGAUCCGUCUCUCCUGUCUUGACGAGGGUAUGAGUGAAAUGAAAUGAAAUCGAUAUGACCUGGAAAGAAAAAAAGCAAUUAUCUACCACAUGAC